Carassius carassius (crucian carp) is the source of this 1590-nucleotide messenger RNA. RefSeq lists its product as uncharacterized. The record is from RefSeq and is a predicted model, not a curated record. Bases 1 to 1590 code for a protein of 529 amino acids. The transcript has 12 exons. Lineage: Eukaryota; Metazoa; Chordata; Actinopteri; Cypriniformes; Cyprinidae.
AUGAGAGCAAAGGCGGAAGAGGUGAGGAAGCUGCUGUCAUUCGAUCGGCUGUUCUAUGAACACGUACACAAGCCGAGUCUGAGCCCCGUCACUGUCUGUUCCUCUGAAGAGGUGAGGAAGCUGCUGUCAUUCGAUCGGCUGUUCUAUGAACACGUACACAAGCCGAGUCUGAGCCCCGUCACUGUCUGUUCCUCUGAAGAGGUGAGGAAGCUGCUGUCAUUCGAUCUACAGUUCUAUGAACACGUAGUUUGCAGUAUUAUCCCGGGAACAAUCUUCAGAUACCUGACAGCUGUCAUGGGUUGUGCUAUUGGGGUAAUGGGGCCUAAAGUGUGCCAAAACAUGCCAACACCGCCGGCCUUUGUGCAUCCAACAUUGGAUCAGGGUGCCACAGCCUCUGUUGCUGCUGGUGAUCUGUCUCGCUGUGACCCUGUGGUUGCUGUGAGCAAUGCACAAAAGUCUCGGCUCCCCUCUGGCAUGAAUGAGCUGCGGACGACACACGUUAAGAGCAAAUUCGCUUUGGAAAGAACUGCAGCUCUUGAGGUCUUUGAUACAGACACAGCUGUGGAAGAGGACAUCUUCCAUGAAUUGAUUGAAGGCAGUCCACAUUUAUGCCUAACAGUAAUAUGUCUGGAAGAAAAUAUUUCUGCUGGUUUGUGUGAAGAGUUUUCACCCACAAGAUCGUCAACCCCCAGCACAUGCACGGAUACUCUUUCACUCUCUUCAACUGACCAUGAAGAGACAGAGAGAGCAGUGCAUAUUCAAGCCACAAUGGCCAGCAACAGUUUUAACAUAGACUCUGAAAAGGCAAAAGGGAUUGUCCAAGAUGCACUGGAAAAAAAAUCUGGUGGUGAGGAAGUGCUUGAAGAAUACCAGAAAACUAAAACUUUAAAGCACAGCACCAGACGUCAGCUUGUUAAUAUUGUUGUCAGUCACAUGACAGAAAUUCACGGGAGGAUCCCCAACCGCAAACAGAGGGAAACUUAUGCCUUGGGAAUUAUUUCUCUCUUUCCUAGCCUGAGAGACCCGUUUUCAACAAAGGGCUAUAUUAAUCAGGACUUUGCUCUGCUCUUCAAUGCUGAAACUUCCAACAAGUUUCUUGAGCGGUGGGAGACAGCAUUCCAGCAAAAGAUCAUCAAUGAAGCCCAGUCUCUUACAUCAACAGCAGAAAUUCGGUGUCUUCUCAAUGCAGCAUGUGGACAAGGUUCUGAAAAUGGGAGGAAGAAGACUAAGAUCAGUCCAACAGAGGCUGUUGACAGACUUGUGCAUUUCCAUAAGUCCUGCACCAGUAUUGAAGGCCAUCUCAGUGGGAGGGAGGGCCACCAGCCAUUCCUACUGGGAUCAGGAAGGAUUAAGGGCAGGAUCGACCACUUCUACGUCGUUGUGGACAAGCGCCUCAUCCCUUGCGCUGGAUCCAGCUCCUUGAGUGCCUUUGAUGAACUUUUUAAAGUUCACUAUGUCUUCAACCUGUCCUACGAGGAAUCCCUGGUCAACUUCUUUACCUUCCUGCAGACUACAGUUUACAACGUAGAUGUUGGUCUUUCAAGUGAGUCUCCAAGAGUAAGGGAACUGCGUGCAAAGCUUUUAAAUUAG